Molecule: messenger RNA, 529 nt
Organism: Schistosoma turkestanicum
Lineage: Eukaryota; Metazoa; Platyhelminthes; Trematoda; Strigeidida; Schistosomatidae
Source: the annotation of a GenBank genome assembly
UUUUUCCGUGUACUAUUCAUUUGUUAAUUACAUUUAUUUGUUUUGAGAUAAUUACUACUUGACAAAUGAAUUGGUCAAGCAGAAUCAUUGUUUUUAGUUUCAUUUUGUUGUUUUCUCUUUUAUUAUUCAUUGAAUGUCGGCCUUCAUCAAAAGGAAAUCAAAUCAUUCCUGGAUACUCGGAAUAUGAAUAUUUAAAUAUACCAAAUAAACGUAUGUUGAAUGGAUUGAGAUUUCAAGAAUUACUUCGUUUACAAAAGUUAAAAGAUAGUGCAAAAUGGCUUGAAGAUCUCGGGAAACGUUCUUCCAGUCAUGGCAUCAAUUCAUUAGUUGAUGAAGAAUAUGACUGAACAAACUAAAAAUCAUUACUGUUGGUGGCGCCACCGACUGAAAGAAAAAAAUAAGAGUAAAACAAAAAACAAAAAAUAUAAUUUUAAUGUUAAAAAGUUAAAAAAAAUGUAACACAUAUAUUUCCAAUGUAUUUGUAAAUGAUUUUAUUUAAAUUAAAAACAAAUAAUUAUUUAUCAUAAAA